AGUUGGUGGUAGCGUAAUGGCUAGUUUGCUCCGCUACAUGUGACAUUGACAUUAGGCACCAUGAGGCUGACCGCUCUACUGUCGAUGGCAGCAAAGAUUCCCCUGCCCAAAGAUUACCGCUACGGCAUCCACAGACCGUGGACGGUGCAAGCUAAGAUGGCCAAUCCUCCCGGGAGGAGGAGGAAAAAAAUAUUCGUGGAGCCGAUAGACCCAGAGGACUGGACUUUAUUCAGAGGGGACACGGUACAGAUCCUUAAAUAUAAGGACGAAGGAAAGCAAGGAAAAGUGAUCCAAGUUAUUAGACCCAGAAACUGGGUUAUUGUGGCGGGACUGAACACGCAUUACAUGCGUAUUGGAAACGACGGCGAUUUCCCUGGAAUUUACAUUGCCAGGGAGAAUCCUUUGCUGUAUCGUGAAGUUUCCCUCAUUGAUCCAGUAGACAAGCAGCCCACUGAGGUCGAGUGGAAGUUCACAGAAGAGGGUGAGAGGGUUCGCGUGUCGGUCAGGACGGGUCGAAUAAUCCCAAAACCUCCCUUUGUGCGAAAAGACGGCAUCGUGCCGGAGCAGUGGAUAGAUGGGCCUAAAGACACCAGUCCUGAAGACACGGUUGAAAAAACUUACGUUCCGUCUCUGAAACUCCUGGAAGAAGAAGUGAUGGAGAAAAUGGGCAUUGUGGAGAACAGGAGGCACCAGACGUCCUACUGGUACUGAUGUGGGACAUCCAAGAACAUUUAUGUCCUCUUCGGUGUGUGCUCCAGUGUUCCAUCAGGAGUUUUAUCUGCAGCUCAUGUGUGAAUGAACGCUACAGCUUUACAGAUAAUUUGUGAACUUUAUGCGAAAGUAAAAGCUUACCUGCAGCGUAAA
This is a messenger RNA of Austrofundulus limnaeus, 864 nucleotides long. RefSeq names its product mitochondrial ribosomal protein L24 (gene mrpl24). Gene Ontology annotation, molecular function: structural constituent of ribosome; RNA binding. The record is from RefSeq and is a predicted model, not a curated record. The coding region runs from base 61 to 711 and encodes 216 amino acids. The transcript is spliced from 6 exons. Gene Ontology annotation, cellular component: ribosome. NCBI's taxonomy places the organism in Eukaryota, Metazoa, Chordata, Actinopteri, Cyprinodontiformes, Rivulidae. Gene Ontology annotation, biological process: translation.